Cephus cinctus (wheat stem sawfly) is the source of this 991-nucleotide messenger RNA. RefSeq lists its product as uncharacterized. Gene Ontology annotation, molecular function: cyclin-dependent protein serine/threonine kinase inhibitor activity. Gene Ontology annotation, biological process: regulation of cell cycle. The transcript has 3 exons. The record is from RefSeq and is a predicted model, not a curated record. NCBI's taxonomy places the organism in Eukaryota, Metazoa, Arthropoda, Insecta, Hymenoptera, Cephidae. The coding region runs from base 43 to 426 and encodes 127 amino acids. Gene Ontology annotation, cellular component: nucleus.
AGUCGCGGUUCGAGUGAGUCGCUCAAUAGUUCCCGCUUGGCAAUGCAGAACAGGGAGUCGGACGCUCGGAAAGGGACUGGGAGCAGAAGCAGGCAAAGUGUGCGCAGAAAAUUAUUUCAGAACGAUGACGACAAUGAUGAGCCACGUAUUGCUAUAGGGAUUAAUGAUAAUUAUAAUAAUGAUUUGAUUGAGGAAGACAAAAGGAAAUUAGAAGAGAAGAAGAGACGAUGGAAUUUUGAUUUUGAAAAAGAGGAGCCUCUGCCUGGUCGCUGGGAAUGGCGUAAAGUCGUUUCGGAAAGCGAUGCAAGGAGCCAGGAAGCAAAUUUGGAAAAUAUUCAAAAGACUGAUGGCACUGACGUAAUCCCGGUGGAGAGAGAGAAUCGUGAGAAUUCUAAAAGUAAUUCGGAUAAUUUACAAGAAAAUUGAAUAACAGCCUUUACAACGAAAUAUUUAUAUUCUUUUGACAUAUUUAUAAUCGGUAUGAUUUUAAUAUUUAAAAUUAUCAAUUUAAAAUGCAUUUAUUAGUACCGGGAAUAUUUGCUACAUACAAAGAAAGUUUUUUAUUUAAAAAAUUGACGCACCGAUAAAUGUGCCAAAGUUCAAUUAAUCCUUACGGAAGAAUCUAGUCUUUGAAUUGGUAUAGAUAACACUUAAUAGAUACCUGAAAAUUUAAGAUAUUGGUCCAAAAUUAGGAUAGAAUUUAAAAAAAUGUAUUUUUCAAAUAUUAUUUGUUAAUAGACGUUUUAUUAUAAAUUUUCUCACCGAACGGUGAUAUUUAUAUAUUUACACGUUAUACGUGUAAUUUAUAAGAUACUGAGAGACAUAGAUGUAAUCUCAUACAUGACUAUAUAAAAUAUGCGAUAUUACAAAUAAUCCUAACACAUCACUAUAUGAAAAAUACACUAUUGUAAAUUAUAUAAAUUUAUAACAAAAAUUCGAACGUAUCACGUUCUAUAGAAUUUCAAAAUAUAUUUAAUAUAUUCCUAUCAAA